GAAUUCUGUUCAAUGACGGGUUUGAAUUCAUGAACUUAAUUCUUGGUCUAACUCGAGAUGAUAUUGAUAAGCUAGGGUUCAAAACCGGUCAUAAGCGGCUCAUUUGGGAUGUGCUAAAGACUACUCGUGGAGACUCCGAGGAGCCCCCGCAGUCACCAUUCGCCGUCGGAGGAAUCAGAGACAAAUCUAUUUCUUGCGUUGAGAGUCCUCAAGUUAGACAGCAAGUCAAAAACGCUGCUAAUCCGACCGACGUGAAUUUGAAUGACCCUAAAUGGCUAAUUCUAGAUUGCAUAUACGACGAGCGACCUCUGUUUUCGGGAACUCAGCCAGCAGAUUCGCAGAAGUUUUGGGCGAGUUUGACUGAAAAAGAGCGCAACGAGUUUGUCUCGAGGUUCAAAACUUCGGCUGAUAAAAUUCAAUUAUGUCAAAACGUUGAUGAUUUGGUCAAAAGUGAGAAGCUUCGAAAAGUCGCUAUGGUUCUUUGCGAUGCUGGAGAAUACGAGUCGGCUGAGGCUAUUGCAUUAGUUGCAGCAAGUUUUUUGAGCCGAGAAAGCGAAUUUUACUGCCUCAUGAAAGCAAUUUUGUGCUACGCUACUAUUCAUAAACUGAAAUUGCCGAUGUACGUCAGUGAAAAUCCGGCAGACGAUGCUGAAAAAUGGAAGGGGCUGUUCCGGGCGUUGGAGGAGGUCAUAGAGGCAGCAAUGGGCGACGGGAGAACUAUAAGUACUGAAAUGUACAUCAAAAUGAACAUCAUGAAGAUGUUUACGAUUGGGAGCAUCAAAAAUACCGGAUGUGAGUGGGUUCUGGAAGAUGAGGAAUCCUUCGUCGAAACUGUGGAAAAGCUGUGCCAGCAAGUGACGGACAAAGGGCUGAUGGCCGAACUGCUACUGACUCAGGCCAACUUGAUCGACGGGAAAGAGGCUGUUCGGACCCUGUUGAAAGCGCGUGAAAUGUGUCUGGCCUCAUACGGGGAGUUCAGUGUGCUCAGUUCGAGGUGUUACUACAACAUGGGCUGCGAAAUAGAGUACAUGGGUUACAGGAGAGUGUCCUACGAGUGCUUCAGACGCUCCUGGAUGAUCUAUCGUCAUAUUAAAGGCAUACACCACCCACAGACAAAGAAAGUGGCUGGUAUUUUGACUGACGAUGAAGAGGGUUACCCGGCGAUAGCUGCCGAGUUGGGGGACUCGUUGCCUAGCGACGAUCAUCUAGAGGGGAUGGAUUUGGAUUACGAGGAGAGGCUGAAGCUACUUUUGAAGCUGGAUCUAGAUGGAAAUGGUUCGUCCGAUUGUGAAGACGAUGAGGACAAAUCGGAGUGAUGCAAAAUUAUCAAUCAAUACUUUAAUUUUCAUCUACCUGUUUAUUUUACCUAUUUAUUGGCUUCAGAAUUUUACGUUUUAUUCAAAUCAGCCUCUUAAGUCAAUUCCUGAAUACAAAAAUGAUUUGACUGAGAGCAUUUUUUUUUAGAAAAUCCUUCAGAAGACUUCAAAAUUCUAAGUUCAUGAAGAAGUAUUUUGCUUGCUUGAUGAUUCAUACAGUAUUUUCAUUUUAUUACAUUUAA
Symsagittifera roscoffensis is the source of this 1558-nucleotide messenger RNA. RefSeq lists its product as uncharacterized. The coding region runs from base 30 to 1316 and encodes 428 amino acids. The transcript is spliced from 4 exons. NCBI's taxonomy places the organism in Eukaryota, Metazoa, Xenacoelomorpha, Acoela, Convolutidae. The record is from RefSeq and is a predicted model, not a curated record.